AUGGACAACAAUGAAGAGGUACCGUCCUCCCUCAAAUCAAGCUCGGUGCAGAUUCCAAAUUCGAUCCCCCGUUCCUUUCGUUCCUCUUCUCCCAGAGCAGAACCAGCUAGUCGAGAAACGUCGAUAGCCAGAUUGGCUUCGCCGCUCCCAGCAAACUCAUUUACUGGAACGCCUUCGUCUGUAAGAUCGGGAAAGAGAAUAGCCACCCCGGUCGCACAAAAUGAGAGUCUUGCGACAAUAAAUAACAAAGCUUCACUCCCGGGCCCUGGGCCAUCAGCUCUAGCUUUUGCUCUUCAGGGCUCGGCUGGCACACUUUCUGCUGCUGGGCCAGCUGGCACACCUCCGAGACAAUCACCGCUGCGAGACCUACGAGAAUACCCGUCUUCAGAAAGGCUUGUGCGCUCAAACUAUGGGUCAUUCGAUCCCAAAUCGACCGAAUCUGUCGCCGAGAGCGUGCGCGGGGCUGAAGAUCCCGAAGUUGUAAAGAGACAUUUGGUACUUCCUCCAGAUCUUGAUCAUGCUCGAACUUCGCAGUCGUCGAGUGAUGCGGCGGGCGCUCACGAUGAUGACGAAUUUUCAAGCUUGCAAUUACAAGGUGGUGAUGUGACUAGACAGGUAUAUCGCUGGACCGAAGACGCUGAAGCUCAAGCUUCUGGCUUGAGGCGGCCGACGAGAAGCCGCAGUUUUACGGUCCAAAGACCCGAACCAGAGAGUGAGACUAUGAAUAUAAACUCGAUUCUAGUUCCAGGUGGUUUUCGAAGAGACUAUAUACGGAGAACCUUGGGUAGCCCUGGUCCUCGUGGAUCAGAAGAUGGCUUACAUCCAGUGUCGAACCAGCCGCGGUUCUUAACAAGCAACUUUCUCGAAUUUUUGACCUUGUAUGGCCAUUUUGCUGGUGAAGAACUUGAGGAAGACGAUGAAGUUUUAGGUCCCGGUGAAUAUUUUUCAUCUGAUGUAUGGGAGGAGGGUGAUGAAGUACAUCCCGGAGAAGACACCUCAUUGCUACGCCCUGAUACUCCUGUGAUGAGAAGGCGCAAACACAAGGAGCGUGCUCCUAAAGGGACCAACACGUCCAUGGGCGCUGCACUACUUCUUCUCAAAUCUUUCGUCGGUACUGGUGUCCUCUUCCUACCUCGUGCUUUCCUUAACGGAGGAAUGCUAUUCAGUUCCAUCGUUCUUUUGGUUGUCUCCCUAGUCAGCUACUACUGUUUCAUACUAUUGGUCAACUCACGACUCAAGAUUGAGGGAUCCUUCGGUGACAUUGGCGGUGUCUUGUACGGAAAAUGGAUGCGACGAAUCAUCCUUGGCUCUAUCGUCCUUAGCCAGUUGGGCUUCGUUGCUGCAUACAUCGUCUUUACGUCUCAGAAUCUGCAAGCCUUCAUUCUUGCUGUCAGCAAAUGCUUGACGUACAUUGAUAUCAAGUACAUGGUGCUCAUGCAAUUGAUUGUUUUCCUUCCGCUAUCGUUGAUCCGUGAUAUCAGCAAGCUAGGAUUUACUGCCCUUAUUGCUGAUGUAUUCAUUAUGCUCGGAUUGAUCUACCUCUAUUAUUAUGAUUUCUCUACCAUAAUUGACCAGAAGGGGGUCUCCGAUAUUGUCGCGUUCAACCCCAACUCAUGGACUCUGUUCAUCGGUACGGCUAUUUUUACCUACGAAGGUGUUGGUCUCAUUAUUCCCAUCCAAGAAUCGAUGAAGCAGCCGAAGAAGUUUCCAGGAGUUUUGGCUACAGUCAUGAUUCUCAUUACCGUCGUUUUCUUAUCUGCGGGAGCAGUCAGCUAUGCUGCGUAUGGAUCCGCUACGAAGACAGUUGUGCUUCUCAACUUGCCACAAGACGAUAAAUUUGUGAAUGCAGUACAAUUUUUGUACUCCUUGGCUAUUCUGCUAAGUACACCACUGCAACUCUUCCCCGCAAUUCGUAUCUGCGAGAACGAGCUGUUUACUCGCAGCGGCAAGUACAACCCUGGCAUCAAGUGGAAGAAGAACUUCUUCCGCUUCAUGCUCGUCAUGUUUUGCGCAUUCGUGGCUUGGGGUGGUGCCGGUGACCUUGAUAAGUUUGUCUCACUUGUCGGCAGUUUUGCCUGCGUGCCCCUUGUCUAUGUUUACCCACCUUUGCUCCAUCUUAAAGCCUGCGCAACAACCAGAUUCCAGCGCUCUGCUGAUAUCGGCUUGGCCGUAGUCGGCGUGAUAUGCUGUAUCUACACUACAACCCUGACCAUCUAUAACUGGGUUGGUGUUCCACAACCUCCAGAAGCUCCCGGAUACUGCGAUGUAUGA
Messenger RNA from Talaromyces marneffei, 2271 nucleotides. RefSeq lists its product as uncharacterized. The transcript is spliced from 2 exons. The record is from RefSeq and is a predicted model, not a curated record. Gene Ontology annotation, biological process: amino acid transmembrane transport. NCBI's taxonomy places the organism in Eukaryota, Fungi, Ascomycota, Eurotiomycetes, Eurotiales, Trichocomaceae. Gene Ontology annotation, molecular function: amino acid transmembrane transporter activity. The coding region runs from base 1 to 2271 and encodes 756 amino acids.